Messenger RNA from Musca vetustissima, 2187 nucleotides. Its product is annotated as raf homolog serine/threonine-protein kinase Raf. The record is from RefSeq and is a predicted model, not a curated record. Gene Ontology annotation, molecular function: protein kinase activity; ATP binding. Gene Ontology annotation, biological process: protein phosphorylation; signal transduction. The transcript has 5 exons. The coding region runs from base 44 to 2158 and encodes 704 amino acids. NCBI's taxonomy places the organism in Eukaryota, Metazoa, Arthropoda, Insecta, Diptera, Muscidae.
GUGUGAUUAACAACCUGUUGGCAAAGCUGAAGCUGCUGCCAACAUGACGAGUACACCCUCUUCCGAUGAUAGUGAAGAGCAGUAUGAUGCCUUAACGGAAGAAUUGCAUAAUAUUCAAUCGGUCAUACAUGUGACCCGGGAGAAUAUUGAUGCCCUAAAUGCCCGCUUUGCUAAUUUGCAAGAGCCUCCGCCCAUGUAUAUUGCCGAAUAUCAGGAGUUGACAUCAAAACUGCAUGAGCUGGAGACCAAGGAAUCCGAAUUGAUUGAACAGUUGAAUGCCCAGCAAGAAUUGGAGGAAAAGGAGCAACAGCAAAGGGAGCUAAAUGAAUCGCAGUCAUACUAUCAAAAUCAAUUGCAAAUACAACAGCAAUUGUUUAAUAGAUAUAAUAAUAUGACCGAUAGUAUUAUUUCCUCCCAGUAUGGUGACAGCCAAUGUGGUACUUUGACAAGGCAGCGUAAAGUCCUCAUGCGUGCCCAUUUACCAAAUCAACAGAGGACUUCAGUGGAAGUUGUAGCCGGCGUACGAUUGUGUGAUGCCCUAAUGAAGGCCUUGAAAUUGCGCCAACUUACCCCUGACAUGUGUGAAGUAACGACAUCGGAAAAUGGGCGUACCAUAAUACCCUGGCAUACGGAUAUAUCCACCAUCCAGGUGGAAGAGAUUUAUGUGCGUCCCAAAUGCCCCAUAAUGACACAUAUCUCUCAUCAAUUUAUACGCAAAACAUUCUUUACGUUGGCCUUUUGUGAAUGCUGCCGUCGUCUGUUGUUUACCGGAUUCUAUUGUAAUCAAUGUAAUUUUCGUUUUCAUCAACGAUGUUAUGAUAAAGUGCCAACACUGUGUCAACAAUUUCCUGUCGAUAGCUACUAUCAACGUUUGUUGGCUCAGAAUCCGGAAAAUGCUGUGGGUAUUAUACAUCCGGGUAGGGGUAUGAUGGGUGGGGAUUUUCAGGGUCGUCAUCCUCGUUCUAUAAGUCAGCAGGAUCGUUCCAAUUCCGCUCCCAAUGUUUGUUAUAAUAAUAUCAAACCCCUGACCGAGGCCCAAUGCAAAUUGAUACAGGCCCAUGCCACUUUACAAAAUGCUGGUGAUCAUUCCAAUUCAACACAAGCCUCACCCACAAGCACACUGAAACAUGUGAAAAGGGAUAGGGCGCGUUCCGCUGAUGAAAGUAAUAAAAAUUUGCUGUCUUCCAAUCGGUCCUCAGAGGAAAAUUGGAACAUACAAGCCGAAGAAAUUUUGAUUGGUCCCCGCAUUGGUAGCGGCUCUUUUGGAACUGUAUACAAGGCCCAUUGGCAUGGACCGGUUGCCGUUAAGACCCUCAAUGUUAAAACUCCCAGUCCAGCUCAAUUACAGGCCUUUAAAAAUGAAGUUGCCAUGUUGAAGAAAACUCGCCACUGUAAUAUUCUACUGUUUAUGGGUUGUGUAUCGAAGCCAUCACUGGCCAUUGUGACACAAUGGUGUGAGGGCAGUAGCCUUUACAAGCAUAUACAUGUCAAGGAGACAAAAUUCAAAUUGAAAACGCUCAUUGAUAUUGGACGGCAGGUGGCCCAGGGUAUGGAUUAUUUGCAUGCCAAAAAUAUUAUACACAGAGAUUUAAAAUCGAAUAACAUUUUCUUGCAAGAUGAGUAUAGCGUUAAAAUUGGCGAUUUCGGUCUGGCCACGGCCAAAACACGUUGGUCGGGCGAAAAGCAAGCCAAUCAACCCACAGGCAGUAUAUUAUGGAUGGCUCCUGAAGUUAUACGCAUGCAGGAACAAAACCCUUACUCCUUUCAAUCGGAUGUGUAUGCCUUUGGCAUUGUCCUCUAUGAAUUGCUGGCCGAAUGUCUACCCUAUAGUCAUAUCAAUAAUAAAGAUCAAAUUCUCUUUAUGGUUGGUCGGGGUCUCCUCAAACCCGAUAUGACACGUAUACGUUCCGAUGCCCCUCAAGACUUGAAACGUCUCUUGGUCGAUUGUAUAAAAUAUGAUCGUAAUGAAAGGCCACUGUUCCGUUUGAAUUUAAAUAUGUUGGAAUAUAUAUGGCGCACCCUGCCCAAGCUGCAUCGCAGUGCCAGUGAUUCGACAUUGACUCAAACGCAACUGCAACAUGAUGAUUUUCUGUAUUCUUGUCCCAGCCCCAAGACGCCUGUGAAUUUUCAAUAUUAUCACAGUGCCGGUAAUAUCUAGCGGUGCUGAUCCGUUGCCACACUUGUGAU